Molecule: messenger RNA, 4256 nt
Organism: Silurus meridionalis
Lineage: Eukaryota; Metazoa; Chordata; Actinopteri; Siluriformes; Siluridae
Product: vWFA and Collagen domain-containing protein
Exons: 31
Coding region: 551-3412 (953 amino acids)
Source: RefSeq, a predicted model, not a curated record
AAAUAUUUUGUCCAACUGCAUGUCCAGGAGAAGAACAUGAGCAUUGUAAAAGUAAAAAGCCCCCCGAAUCUUGAUUCUGCUGCGCCAAAUAAUUAAACGGUGUUGGUUUUGCUAUUUGUGUCUUAAAAGCGUGUAGCCAUUUACGUUUGCUUUGAAGGUGGUUUUUGUGGAGGGGCUGAACAUACACUCCUCCCUUCCUCUCUUUUUCUCGUUCUCUGCCUCGCUCUCUCGUUUGGAGCCCUCUCACCCUCUCAUUCAGAGCACUGAGGUUAUACGUCACUGUCUGUGUGACUAUAAACACUCUCCUGCACCCCUUGUUCCAUCCCACUGCACGUCGACACAGGACUUGUCUUUCUGAUGAGCACAGCCGGGCUAAGCUUUUAUUUACAGUUGUGGGACAACAAGAGGUUGUCGCAUCGCUAAACAGGUGUACUGAGGUCCUGCAGAAAGCCAAAUUAGGUGCCGUCUAUCUGGAACUCCUUUACAGAUACCGCUCUACAUGAACUCUUCCCUUUUGCCAGACCCGGUUUUGAUUCCCUGUUGACCUAUAAUGAGGAAACGUUUUUUGGGAUCGCUAAUUGUCUGUCUAUUCCUGAGCCACACCAACGGACAUGAUCAGGAGGACAGUCAAGCUGGUUGUAGCACGACAUCCAACGACUUGGUGUACAUUAUCGAUGGCUCAUCAAGUCUCGGGAUCGUCGACUUCAACACAGCCAAACGCUGGCUCGUCAACAUCACCAGUGGAUUUGAUGUGAGCUCUCGACACACUCAGGUGGCUGUGGUCCAGUACAGUGAUACACCACGCCUGGAGAUCCCUCUUGGGAAGCACCAGGACACUCAAACCCUUCUUAGGGACAUUGCUGCAAUCUCCUACCUAGGUGGCAAAACCCAGACAGGACGUGCCAUAAAGUUUGCCACUGACCACGUGUUCUCCGCUCUGAACCACACCACGAAGACCACCAGAAACCGCAUCGCUGUUGUUCUGACGGAUGGCAGGUCACAAGACGAUGUGGUCGAUCCAGCAAUAGAGGCCAAAGCACAGAACAUUGUCCUGUUUGCUGUGGGUGUGGGAGAUGAGAUCACCAAUGCUGAGUUGGUCUCCAUGGCCAACAAGCCUUCUUCCACUUACGUGCUGCAUGUAGAGGACUACACCUCCAUUGCGAAUAUAAGGGAUGUGAUGGAGCAGAAACUCUGUGAGGAGUCAGUGUGUCCUGUGAGGAUCCCUGGUACUGUCAAUGGGCAGAAGGGCUUUGACCUGAUGAGUAUGAUGGGGAUCGAGGUAGUGGCUCAAAAGGUCCAAGGAUCCCUCAUAUCAGAAGGUGCUUACCUCCUGGACACUCGCUUGAACCUUAGUCGUAGAACCAGAGAGAUCUUUCCAGAAGGCCUGCCUCCUUCGUAUGUGUUCGUGGCCACCCUGCGAUUGAAGAACCCAGUCCACCACAUUAAGUUUGACCUCUGGCGAGUGCUAUCUGAAGCAGGUGUCAGGCAAGUUGCAGUGACCCUGAAUGGCCUAGACAAGUCGAUCACCUUUACCAGCACCAGCACACUGAAGAAAGAGCAGACAGUCAUAUUUAAUGACCGAGGCAUUAAGAGACUCUUUGAUACAGAUUGGCACCAGCUGAAGUUGUUGGUGAGGCCCAAACGCAUCACGUCCUUUCUAGAUGACGUGUAUGUCGAGGAGCAUCUCUUAGAUGAAGUUGUCCCCAUCUACAUCAAUGGAAAGACAGAAGUGGCCAAAAAAGUCAACAUAGACAACACUGUGCCACUCAUCUUGCAGAAGCUGCGGCUCUACUGUGACCCUCUACAGAGCAUGCGAGAGACAGCGUGUGAGAUCUUCUCUGUGGAGAAUGACAGGUGUCAAUCUGAUCGGUCUCGUCCUGUGGAGGGCUGUGAUUGCCCCAGUGGUAAACCCGGCCCACCAGGCCUACCUGGACCAAUGGGAUUCAGAGGAGAGAAGGGUCGAGAAGGUCCUCCUGGGCCAGACGGAAAACCUGGAAAGCUGGGAGUGAUGGGUCAACCGGGCCAGCCUGGAAGAGAUGGCAAGAAAGGUGAAGCAGGUCAACCAGGACAAAAGGGGGAGAGAGGACUAGCUGGUGCCAAAGGCGAUAUAGGAAUCCAAGGGCCACCAGGACAGCCAGGCCCUCCAGGACCAACCGGCCCUGGACUCUCUAAAUGGAAUGAUUAUGCAGUAGAAGCAAGCAAGGGAAUCCAAUGGCAGCAAGGGGAAUCAGGACCCCCAGGGCAAACUGGACCACAGGGGGAGCCCGGGAUGCCUGGAAAUGAUGGACGUCCAGGCCCAGUUGGACUGAAGGGUGAAAAGGGGGAUGCCGGUGAGCCCGGGACUGAUGGACAGAACGGCAUUCCGGGCAUGAGAGGACUUCCAGGUGAAACCGGGCCUUCUGGACCUCAGGGUGAACGAGGAUUGCCAGGGCCACUGGGUUCAACAGGAACAAAAGGACCUCAGGGACCCCCAGGCCCAAUGGGACCACCUGGUCUAGAAGGUCCUGUCGGCCCGAAGGGCAACUCAGGUCCUCGAGGGCAGGACGGCAUCUCAGGUGCACCCGGCACUAAAGGUUUACAGGGUGAGCCUGGGGUUCCAGGCCCUCAAGGCAUUAUGGGUCUUCCGGGGUUAAAAGGCCAUAAGGGGGAAUCAGGAGAUCCUGGCCCAAAAGGAAGUCAGGGAGUAAAAGGUAUCGAGGGAUCAUCUGGGCAUCCUGGAAAGCCUGGUGAACCAGGUCUCAGGGGGAGCAAAGGAGAGAGAGGUGUGGACGGAGAUCAAGGAAUCAGAGGCGCUGAUGGGAAAAAGGGAGAAGUCGGUCCAACGGGACCUGUAGGGCCACGAGGGUUUCCAGGAAAUGAUGGGUUGCCAGGGCAACCAGGUAUCCCAGGCUACCCAGGUAAACCGGGGAAGCCACCUUCUGAAGAACACUUAAUGAAGAUUUGUUCAUCAGUGUUGCAGAAUCAACUGCCACAGCUCCUUCAGGCGAUGUCCCCCAGAGGCUGCGAACACUGUGAGACAGUUAAGGGACCACCAGGAGAUCCAGGCCCCCCUGGAGCACAAGGCCCAUCUGGAACCCCAGGCUACCCUGGCAGACCUGGAGCUCAGGGAUACCCAGGACAGUCUGGGCCGAUGGGGCCAGCAGGUCAGAAAGGUGAAAACGGACCAAUGGGCAUGAAAGGGGCUAAAGGGGAAAGCCGAAAUGGGCUCCCGGGUCCACCUGGACCACCAGGAUUGCAGGGUCCUCGUGGCCUGGACGGAGAGGGAUAUUCAGGACCCCCGGGGUCUAAUGGAAAACCAGGCUCCCCUGGUAUCCCGGGCAAACGAGGUCCUCCAGGUUCUGCCGGCGUUUGUGACUGUUACACGGCUUAUGCCGGUCCUCAAGGUCACUUCAACAAAGGGCCCGGUUUUUAGCCAAUGACCUUGUUUAACAUUUCAUAUUGACUUUUUGAGGGCCUUGAUGCUCUUCAGCUCGGAUUGGCAACACACAUUUUGACUGUAUUUGAAAAAAUUUCAACGUUUUUACUUGAGAUUCUUUGUCAAACAUUUUGGUUGGAAAACUAGAAUAGUGAUAAUGUAGCAGCAUGCGGAUCUUUGCUUUGUGGAAGCCUUUUCUAAAUAUCUUUUCGAAUAUACUGAGGAAAUUAAAACACUCGCGCUUUUUUUUUAUUUUUUUUUUUUUUUAUGAGCAAGAUAAGAUCUUUUCCAUGUUGAGUCAACCCCACCGCAGACAACUUUGUCCUCCUGCAACCACAUUGUUUCUAUUUCACAUUGGUGCUGGCUUUUGUGAGUUAAAUUUUUUAUUGUAAAUAGACAUAGGUGUUGCACUGCCGUUUGAAAUACUACCUCUGUAUUCGACACAAAGUACUCCAUCAGCUAGGCAAUAUUUUGUUAGAACAGUGUUGGCUGAUAGACUCUCAGACUGCUCAGGAUAUUUCUUUAUUUCUUUUCUUUUCUUUUUUUUUCUUUAGUUUAAAAAAGCUCAUCCUGUGUGUGAUGAAUCACGUCCAGGUUUUGUGUGUAUGUGUGUGUGUAUGUGAACUACUGCAUUUUUUGAAUGUUUGGACAUUUCUCCCUCUCAGAAUUCAAUGCAUCAGCAACACGUUUCUAUUUAUAUUCUUGUGGAAUUGAAGCCAGUAUUUCUUUUUUUAAUUUUUAUGUCUGCUAAUUGAAUUAAGGUUUUCAUGUGUUUUCAUUUCUUUACUCAUUGUACUGUUUACAUUAGAACUGAAACUUUAAAAUGAUCAAAUAAAAUUUC